Messenger RNA from Mauremys mutica (yellowpond turtle), 1261 nucleotides. RefSeq names its product limb and CNS expressed 1 (gene LIX1). Gene Ontology annotation, biological process: autophagosome maturation. Gene Ontology annotation, cellular component: cytoplasm. The record is from RefSeq and is a predicted model, not a curated record. NCBI's taxonomy places the organism in Eukaryota, Metazoa, Chordata, Testudines, Geoemydidae. The coding region runs from base 1 to 846 and encodes 281 amino acids. The transcript has 6 exons.
AUGGACAGAACCUUGGAGUCUCUGCAAUAUUUAAUUGCCCAAGUACUGCCUCAUAGAGACCCUGCCCUUGUAUUUAAAGACUUGAAUGUCGUAGCAAUGCUGCAGGAAUUCUGGGAGAACAAACAGAAACAGAGAGCUGUAUUUCCAAGUGAAGGCACAGUGGUGUAUGAGUCAUUGAACUCUCCUGGUCCUCCAUUUGUCAGUUAUGUCACCCUACCUGGAGGAAGCUGUUUUGGCAACUUUCAGUGCUGCUUAAGCAGAGCAGAGGCAAGACGAGAUGCUGCAAAAGUGGCUCUGAUCAACUCUCUGUUCAAUGAAUUGCCCUGUCGCAAGAUCACAAAGGAAUUCAUUAUGGAAAGUGUUCAAGAAGCUAUUUCCUCAACCAGUGGUACUUCAAGUGAUGCUGAUGACCCAAGCACAAGCAUCGGGGCUUAUCAUUAUAUGUUGGAGUCAAACAUGGGGAAAACUAUGUUAGAAUUUCAGGAGCUGAUGAUAGUCUUUCAGCUGCUGCAUUGGAAUGGAAGCCUUAAAGCCCUACGUGAAACAAAGUGCUCCCGUCAGGAAGUAAUUUCCUAUUAUUCCCAGUAUUCCUUAGAUGAAAGGAUGAGAAGUCAUAUGGCCCUGGACUGGAUUAUGAAGGAGCAAGACUCUCCAGGAAUUAUUUCCCAAGAGUUACAAGUGGCACUGCGAGAGCUGGAGGAAGCCAGGAAAGCUGGACAAGAAUUGCGGUUUUACAAAGAAAAGAAAGAAAUACUGAGUUUAGCACUAAGUCAGAUCUACAGCAACCAAGUUACCUCAUCCUCAACUGAUGAUCAAAUGGGCCUGACCCUAAGUGGCUAUCACUAGCACAACCCUGCUGCCCUGAAGUAGGAUUAUAACACUGAACUGUAACCUACUAACCCGUGGUAGUUAGGCUACACAUGGAAGUAGCCAUUAGUCACUUUCAUUUGUUGUUUUGUGUAUUCACUAGAGGAGCUGAAGAAAUCACAUUUUUGAAAGAAAAUGUUUUUCAGCUUCAGCUCAACCCCAAAACACUAUCCUUUGGUCUAUUAAGUGAUAUAUGAAUGGUAUAUUAAAGCUAACUUGAAUGGGAAAUUGCUGCAGAAAACUUUGUACUGAUCAACACUGUCCUUCACUAAUAUGCACCAGUCGUCUUUCUCACCAAGAGAACUUAGUACAGAGAUGAGGAAAAUAUUUGGUCACAGGGUUCAUACAGACCUAAUCAGAAAAGCUAGAGAUUACUACUACUAGGUGAAGGACU